GUCUCUUCUUUUCGUAAACCACACACACAACAUCUUAAAUAAGAAGAAUCUUUAAAAAAUGUGUUACAAAAUUCUUCCACCUCUUGUUGUUAUUCCUUCGGGGAGCUUCCACGAAAAUACUCCGGUGGCAGAAGUGACGACAGUAGCAACCGUAAAGUCAGAGGUGGAAACCACAGCUGGUCACCGUAACGGUGGCGGUGGAAAGAAGAAGUGCGUAUGUUCACCGUCGAAGCAUCCAAGAUCGUUCAAGUGUAGGUAUCAUCAACAUGAAUAUCAAUGGCUUCCUUCAUCUUCUUCUUCUUCUUCUUCUUCUUCUUCGACUCUCCACAAAUAACACAUAUCAUCCAAUUCAUCAUGUAAUCAAUAAUUAUAGUUUUUAUAUUUUAUUACUCAUGGUUAUUUAAUUUGAGUAUUUCAAUCAAAGUAGAAAUUGUGUUGUGGUUCUUGUUUUUUUUUUUGUAUUACGAUGUUGUUUAAUCCCCCAAAAUUCUAAAACUCGGCAGAAAUAUUCGUUUUAAAGUAA
Messenger RNA from Camelina sativa (false flax), 523 nucleotides. RefSeq lists its product as uncharacterized. The record is from RefSeq and is a predicted model, not a curated record. NCBI's taxonomy places the organism in Eukaryota, Viridiplantae, Streptophyta, Magnoliopsida, Brassicales, Brassicaceae.